Messenger RNA from Astyanax mexicanus (Mexican tetra), 3785 nucleotides. It is a transcript of the gene cpm, whose product is annotated as carboxypeptidase M. Bases 152 to 1498 code for a protein of 448 amino acids. Gene Ontology annotation, cellular component: cell surface. The transcript is spliced from 9 exons. The record is from RefSeq and is a predicted model, not a curated record. Lineage: Eukaryota; Metazoa; Chordata; Actinopteri; Characiformes; Acestrorhamphidae. Gene Ontology annotation, molecular function: zinc ion binding; metallocarboxypeptidase activity. Gene Ontology annotation, biological process: proteolysis.
GUGAAGCUCGUGCCGCAGAGAAACAGCUCAGUCACUGAGUUCUACAGCACGAGAGAGCAGAGCUGAGCUCAGACAGGAGACAGCUGGAGUGAGACUGGGAGAACUGGACUGAACUCCAGGCCUUCAGAAGCUUCAUGCUCCAGCCGACAUCAUGCUGUUACUCGUGCUGUGCUGCUUGUGGAUCACCCCGUCCAGCUUCGCUCUGGAGUUUAAGUAUCACAACUCAGUGCAGGUGGGACAGUACCUGACAGAGGUCAGCAGGAACUACUCCGACAUCACUUACCUGCACAGCAUCGGCCAGUCUGUAGAAGGCCGAGAGCUGUGGGUGUUAAUUCUAGGUCAGAAUCCCAAACAGCAUCGCACCGGCAUUCCAGAAUUCAAAUACGUUGGAAACAUGCAUGGCAACGAGGUAUUAGGGCGUGUCCUGCUGCUACAGUUGAUUGAUUAUCUCACUAAAGACUACCUGAGAGACCCAUUAGUGACCCGGCUGCUGAACAGCACCCGCAUCCAUAUCCUCCCCUCGAUGAACCCAGACGGCUUUGAAUCGUCUGGACGAGACUGCAUGUACUCACAGGGCAGGUUCAACAAAAAUGGAGUGGACCUGAACCGGAACUUUCCGGAUGCUUUCUCGAGUGAUAACGGGCAGCUGAGGGAGAAGGAGGUGGCGGCAGUGAUGAACUGGCUGAAGACAGAACCAUUUGUUCUCUCCGCCAACCUUCACGGAGGAGCAGUGGUGGCCAGUUAUCCGUAUGAUAACAGCAAUGGAGGCAGUGAGCUGCAGGGGGGCUCCAGCGUCAGCCCGGAUAACGACGUCUUUGUUCACCUGUCCAAAACUUACUCCCGCAACCACACCAGCAUGUAUAAGGGGGACAGCUGCUUCGACUCCAAAGACUUCUCUGAGGGCAUCACCAACGGGUACAGCUGGUAUCCUCUGGAAGGAGGGAUGCAGGACUAUAAUUAUGUGUGGGGUCAGUGUUUGGAGAUCACUCUGGAGUUGUCCUGCUGUAAGUUUCCUCCAGAGAGUGAACUUCCUGGUCUGUGGGACGCCAACAGGGCCGCACUGCUGGCCUACAUGCAGCAAGUUCAUCUAGGUUUGAAAGGUCAAGUGCUGGACUCGAAUGGGAUUCCCAUCCAGAACGCCUCAGUGGAGGUAGAGGGGAGGAGGAACCUUUGUCCAUUCAUGACGGACCGGAACGGGGAGUAUUACAGACUGCUGCUGCCUGGGAGCUACACCAUCAAGGUGACCCACCCAGGACACGAGUCGGUGACGGAGACAAUCUCAGUGCCGUACGGCCCGGACCGGUUCAGCGCUUUAACACACAACUUCCAGCUUCAAAAAAGCUCCAGCCAGUCUACCCCAGGGACGACAGUACAGCCCACCUGCACCCCACCCGGACUCAACCUCUCAAACAACAACAACAGCGCCGCCCUACUGCCCAGUCUGAGCACUGCACUCGCUGCCUACUGCCUUCUACUCCACACGCUGCAGCUGUCCUGAGGACGGCUGUGUUUUAGUGAUUAUUAGAAUGAAAAAUAUGGACACUAUUUGCUCGCCUUGCACAAUCACUAGAGCCGGGUCUGUUCGGAUUCUGUUCGGUUCCGUUCUUCAGGAGACUGUCUAUGUUUCUGAUGACGCUACAGUGAGAGAACCCAGAGUUUACAGUGCCACAAAAAAAACCUGACAGCUGAAGUUACUGUUCACUAUAUACCAGUUUCCUGGAGAGGGUUUUGAAGUAAACAGCAAGGGGAUGCACCUUUUACACCUAAUUUUGUCCAAAUGCAUCCAGACACGUACUUAAAUUGACAUUUUUUCUGAAAUAAAGUGUAUUCAUGUGAGUUUAAUGGUGAUUUACACUAAAUAUUGGAAUUAUAUUCUGGUCUGGUGGGUUAGGUAUACCAAACACAUUUCUUUUCAUAGAUUUAAAAAUUCAUUUCCAAAAGCAAUUUUCCAUUUUAUAAAUCAAGCAAUUACAAAACUACAAUUUCAAAAUAUUAUUGAACACAUAACCUUUUUAAUAUCCAGCAGACAAACCAACAAUAUCCAAUGCAUUAACAUCAGCACUUCUAUUCUAAUGAUGAAUUUACCUCAGCAGUGCUAUUUAAUUCACAUUCAAGCCACAUCUUAAACAGAAAAAAAAAAACAGUAAGUCAUUAGUGAUAAAGCUAAGUUAACUUAGUUAACAUUACUAUCCUAGCCCUAUAAGGCUCAUAUCUUUCAGCUAAAAAAAAAAAACAGACAGUUUGUAAAGAAGCAGUAAGCUGACAAAAUAUGAUACGCAAUGCUUUAAACACUUAUUUUGUUUCAUUAAUGCGAGGAAAGAGUAAAAAUGAAUUUAAACCUGCCGUUUUGUCUCUCGUUGUAAUUGCAUUUUUUUGCCUGUUUUCAAUUAAUAUUUUUGUUGACAAAUAGUUGGUGCAUCCCUACUAUUUGCAGGAAAAGUACUUUUUAAAAAUAGUAUAAAAUGCUGGAUAUGGAAAUUUAGGGUAUACACAGUGAGUGUGGGAUUGAUUCAUAUAUACACAUAUAUACAAAACAUUUUUACUUAGGCCCUUUUCACCUGUAUGUACAUGUUACAUGUACACCAUGCUACUGUGCACCCUAAAUUUUAAUGUACUGUAUAUCAAUUUAAUAAUUUAAAGGAGUGUCUGGAUACUUUUGGACAUAAAGUGCAUAUUAAGAAAGACAGCAGUAAAGACGAACGGACGAAUGAAGAAAAAUGGAGACGUUAUUUUUUUUUUUCUGUUUUCAUGUCCUGAGACUGACUAUGUUGUCUUUUUGACUACUGUUCAAAAGUUUGAAAACAUUUAUUUAUCAAUAUCCUACAAUUAAUUACCCAUAUAUAGAUAAUUAUUCAUACAUUUGUACAUGAAUUGUUUUUUAUUCAAAUUAUUUUUUUUAAACAUCACACAAAAAAAAAAUCAUUGUGAAAUUUCAUUAAUUAAAGUAACAAAAUGAAAUUUAACAAAAUAUGUAACAUAACACUUCAAUGUUUUUUUGUAAAAUAUAAUUUUUUACAAUUUGUAACAUUUCUGUUGGCCUAUUCUUUAUCAAAUUCUGAUAUAAAAUCAAUUGCGAUUCACAUUAUUAUUAAUAAUCUUAUUAAAAUAUUUUAAGCUCAUUGUAUCUAAAUUGAAAUCAACUAGCACUUUGAAACAAGAAGCACUUACAAUACUGAUGUUAUUAAAGGGACUUUUUUUAUUAGACCUAAUAAUAAGAACUUUGUCCUGAUUUUUAUGAUUUUUUUAAAUACUUCUUCACAUUUUGCUUUCUUUUCUCCUCCAGAUGAUGUGAAACCUGUAAGAUUACACAUAACUAGUAUUGGAUUUAAAUUAUUUUGCACAUUUACCUGCAACAAAUGUAUUUUGACAUUGUUAAAAACAAUGAUUCCAAACUUUUGAACAGUAGCAUGAAUGAGAAGUAUAAUAAAACAUUGUUUAUAUUUGUUCUGAAUAUUUGGACUGAGCAUAGUUUUCUAUAUAAAGACAGAACUGUAAGAGUCCAGUGUUUUGUAUGAAAUGUACUGUAUCAUGUAUUAAAGAGGAUCAGUUGUAGGACAGUGGGAGUUAGACAGGUUUACAGUGUACAGGUGUGUUAUACAGGAAUCAUAUCGGGAAAGCAGUGUCCACUUUUUUAGGAUUUUUCUGCUGGAAAACUUUCACAAAGAACUUUUAGAAACUCUGUGCCAAAAACGGGACUCACCUAAAGAGGAUCAUCUACCUCAUCUUAAUCAACCUCACAUCAGUACAGUGACCAGCAGUGCCUUCAAUAAACCUCUUCCCAAAUA